AUGGGACCCAAUCUAGAGUUUGGGUCUUAUGGGACCUGGCCCACACUGGGGCAAGUUGAGAGUCUAAGCCCACAGGAUCUGGCCCGGUACCGGAAUGAGGCAGGAGCCUGGGUUCCUUCUCUUAUCAUUUCCUUUCUGUUUGGAGAGAUUCCUUUAACCAUUCUUCUAAGUUAUGCAAGUUCAUAUAUCCUCUCUCCCUCUCUCUGCUGUAAUCAAAAGCACAGGGAAAUCUUGACCGCAAAAGAUAUGCAUAGAGUAAUCUUGAAGUGGUUAACUAAAAAUCACCUUGUUGAUAUGGGCAUAGCACAUGGAUGAGCUAUCCAUAUAGAACAGCUAUUCAAAUAAUUGCAGAAAACAUCCUCUGAAGAUCUUAGUCAGAUGAAAGAGGGAAAAGGUAGUAAAAAUGUUCCUAAAAUACAACAUUUGAUGUAAGAAGAAAAUGGAGAAACUUCAAAGCAAAAGCAAAAUGAUACAGAGAAAUCAGUUAUGGCUAAUGCCUCUACAGUGGGUACAGUCACUAAAAAUGAGUUCAUGGAAGAUGAAAUAGAUGACACAAAGGAAAGGCAGCCAUCCAGAGAACUGACAUGUGUAUCGUACUUUUUUGAUGAAUGUAACCCAUAUCACUACAAAUCGAAUUUUAGUCUACAGCCUGAAACAGGACCACCACUCAAUCUCACUGAUCCAACAAAUUAAUUCAAAACCUAUUUGUGAAAAUAGAGAAACAGCUGCAGAAGAGAUGUUAAGGUGAAAUUUAGCAAUGAAGUUUUCCAAUUUGCUUCGGUUAUAGAAAAUUCGCCUACUAAUGGCACCAUUCAUUUUGGAGUUAAAGGCAAACCCUAUGGAAAAAUUCUUUACAUGAAAGUCACCAAUUUCACCAAGGAAGCCCUCACUGACCAUUUUAAAUUGAUGAUCCACCAGUAUUUUGAAGACCAUCAGGUCCAAAAAGCAAAGAAGUACAUUUGAGAGCCAAGAUUUGUAGACGUUUUACUGCUAAACCGUAGGUAUCCUGACAGAUGUAUUGAAGCAAAGGUCAUUACAAAGUACUCUGAAUAUGAACAAGAUUAUUUCCAUACUAAAAUGCAAAAUCACAACAACAGAACAUGGAAACUAAGUCCAAAAUAUUCAGUCUUCAUAUGAGAUGGGGCCAGCUCUAAAGACAUCAUGAAAAAUAAUGCAGAUUUCAGAGCAUUUAAAUUAGAUUUGAAAGCACUGUCAGAGUCUAGAAAAGAGGCAGAAAAAACAUGCAAAGUAAAAACAAAUAAAAAAGAGAGUAAGGGACCAACACUUGCUAAAUUAUUGACAGGAAAUCAGGAUUUGUUUGAUAAUUCAUUCAAACCACGACUGGUACACAUUCUUGUGACAAAUAAAUGCCAUCUGAAUCAAAUAAAACACUUAGAUUCCCUAAAGGAAAUUUAAUGACUUGCUGUGUUGGAGUUUAAUCCUAAAUCUGUGAGAAGGGGGGUAGUCAAAGCUUACAAAGAGCCAAAUCUGUAUGUGUAGGGGGAAAAAAUACAAAAUGAGAAGAUUUCUAGUCUGAAUCUUUAUCAACAGCCCAGCUGGAUUUUCAGCAAUGGCAGGUUAGACCUUAACAGUGAAAAAUAUAAACACUUAGAUCCAAGUUCCUUGCAAAGAGAAAAACUGUUUCUCUUUAUUAUUCUAUUACUCUCUUCCAUGGAUGACCUAAGAGACCUCCUCCUUGAGACCUUCUGUGCUUUCUACCAAGAUCUCAAAGGAAUGAAAAAUACAUCGUGUAUUUGUGUAUACUCACAUAUGUGUCAAGGAUAGAAAGGCCUACUCGAAACAAGAUUAAUAAACCAGCAAAAUGAGCUAUCAAGCUAAUGUGUUUCUGACUUAAGUCUUGAAGAAAUAAAUGGUACUAUUGUUCAACUAAAAUCUGUCACUCAAUCUUUUUGCCAUCUAUUGGUUCAUCUAACUGUCCUUCUAAAAAAGGAAGAAGUUGUCAUGACUGUUCUGGAAAUUCUUUGUUAAAGUGAAUACGAAGACACGGUCUUAGAGGACAGAAACAAAGUAUUUGAAUUCUAGGCAUCAGAAGAGGAAGACUUCUAUCGAGGUGGGAAAGUAUCAUAGUGGAACUUCAACUUUUUUUCCAUCAAAAAGGAUAAAUAUGAAAAACUUGAAGCAGUGGUUCAAAACUGGGCAAAUUCUUCUAAACCAAUAUGUGCCAAUAAUAUUCAUUCAUAGCAUCAUCCAGGUUGUGGUGGGACUACCUUGACUCUGUGUAUUCUUUGGGAACUAAGGAAGAAAUUAAGAUGUGCUAUGUUGAAAAACAAGACAGGGGAAACUGGAGAAUAAGUGAUUAAUUUAAACACCUUUGGGGCAACCAACCAUCAGGAAAACUUACUUGAACUGCUCCUUAUUGGAUUUAAAGAACAAAAUUAUGUCUAUUUUCUCCAGGCCUCUAUUAGCAGUAGCUAAUAGUACAUUUGACAUGAGAAACCUCCAGUGAUCCUAACUUGCAUGAAAUCACAGAAUCCUGUAAAAGGUACAAAGAUCUCAGAUGGUAAUGCUCUAAUACAACAACUAUCUGUCAAAGCAGAGCUUAAAUUGAAAAAAAUUGAAGUGCAGCAUAAAAACUUUAAAGAUUUUUGUUUCUUCAUGAUCGUGAAAAGCAAUUAUAAUAGAAAGUACAUAGAAAAUGUGGCUAGGAAUAUCCUGAAAAGACAAAAUACUUCUAGGGAAACAAAUCUCUUUUCUUUCUUGACUCUUCCUAAUUCAUAUAUGCCUGAUACAACCAUUUUACUAUCAUAGUGUGAAAAAUUCUUAAGAAUCAUAAAAAAGAAGGUUUUCUGGGGAACAGAAAAACUUGAAGGCAAGAUAGCACCAACUCUAGGCAUUAAGGAAUCUACUUCUGAAAUCAUUGUUUCACUAUAUGCUAACUAAUUUGGAUGUAAAUUUUAAAAAGUAAAAAAUAAAAAUAAAAAUAAACUUUUAAAAACAGGGAGGGGGACAAAAUAGAAGAGACUCAUAAAUAUGGAGAACAAACUGAGGGUUGCUGGAGGGGUUGUGGGCGGGGAAUGGGUAAAUGGGUAAGGGGCAUUAAGGAACGUACUCCUGAAAUCAUUGUUUCACUAUAUGCUAACUAAUUUGGAUGUAAAUUUUAAAAAAUAAAAAAUAAAAAUGAAAAAAAAAUUUUUUAAAAAAGCACCAACUCUACAAUUCAGAUAAAAACAGAGGUGGUGGAAUGUGGGAAGUACUGUGGAGUGCCUAUUAUUCAUCCUUUGUAUGCCAUUUGCUUACUGGAAGAACUGAAGAUAAACUAUCUCUCCCAGUUCACCUCUCUGCACAGCCUAUCUGCUGAGUUCUGUAGCUCAAGUUAUGCGGAUUGUUGUGUUAAUCCUCAGCUCAAUUUUAUAGGUGUUCAAAAUGGUUCCGUGCUGAUCUAGCUGCCUUUCAGGGAUGAGACAAGCUCAGGGACUCCAUGCUGCUCUGCCAUCUUAAUUUCUCCUACUGU
Acinonyx jubatus (cheetah) is the source of this 3472-nucleotide messenger RNA. RefSeq names its product sterile alpha motif domain-containing protein 9. The record is from RefSeq and is a predicted model, not a curated record. NCBI's taxonomy places the organism in Eukaryota, Metazoa, Chordata, Mammalia, Carnivora, Felidae. Gene Ontology annotation, cellular component: cytoplasm.